This is a messenger RNA of Mauremys mutica (yellowpond turtle), 1078 nucleotides long. Its product is annotated as transmembrane protease serine 11C-like. Gene Ontology annotation, biological process: proteolysis. The coding region runs from base 110 to 1078 and encodes 322 amino acids. The record is from RefSeq and is a predicted model, not a curated record. The transcript has 7 exons. Gene Ontology annotation, molecular function: serine-type endopeptidase activity. Lineage: Eukaryota; Metazoa; Chordata; Testudines; Geoemydidae.
UAGGAAGAAGAGGCUGAGUGGAAAGGAGAUAUUCUCUUUACACACUGUCUCUUACUUGGUCAGCACUCAUGGGAAAGUAUAUACACAAAGAGCAUACUGGAUUAGACCUAUGAGCCCCGACCUUGGUGGAGUGGUGGCACAGGUUGUGCUCACGUUCCUUUUCUCUGCCACUGAUAACAAAGCAGCAUUUCUGGGAAAAAUCGAUAGUGUCCUACAGAAGAAACUGAGUAAAUAUUCUGGGCCUGUGCGAAUAGAUCUUGCAUCUUCUACCAUCUCAGAUAUGAGGCCCGAGAGAGCUGAAACCCUCUUCAGGGACUUCUGCGGGUUACGACAGAAUAGAUCAGCAAAAUCAAAAUCAUCAUCAACAUCAGAAAGAGUAGUCGGAGGCUUGGCUUCUGCAGAGCUUGGGGAUUGGCCGUGGCAAGCGAGUUUACGGCAGAACAACAUCCACCGUUGCGGUGCAACGCUGAUCAGCAACACGUGGCUUCUGUCUGCAGCUCACUGCUUUAGAAAAGCAAAUAACCCACGUAUAUGGACUGUUACCUUUGGAACUCUUUUAAGACCUUCAAGAAUGAAACGCUUUGUCAAAGCUAUUAUUGUCCAUGAAAAGUACCGUUAUCCAGCACACAACUAUGAUAUAGCUGUCGUGAAACUCUCGAAAGGAGUUGAUUUUACGAAUGUUGUACAUCGCGUCUGUCUGCCAGAUCCAUCUCAGAUUUUCCCAUAUAAUUCUGACGCUAUCAUCACAGGCUGGGGAGCACUGAGCGACGAUGGCCCGAGUCCUAAUGUUCUCCAGGAAGCAACAGUGAAACUCAUAGACUCAAACACUUGCAAUAGGAGAGAAGUGUACGAUGGGCUCAUCACGCCUGGGAUGUUGUGUGCUGGAUACUUGGAAGGAGGAAUAGAUGCCUGUCAGGGUGACUCUGGUGGCCCACUGGUUAGUCCGGAUUCUAGAGGAAUGUGGUACCUCGUGGGAGUAGUGAGCUGGGGAGAUGAAUGUGCUAAACCAAAUAAGCCGGGAGUCUAUACACGAGUGACUUACUAUCGGGACUGGAUCGCCUCAAAAACUGGCCUGUAA